UUUGGCAUUCAAUUGAAAAGCAUUUCAUAAUCAGUUGUGAAUUAAACCGCAAUUUAGUGACAGUUGUCAACAAAACAGUGCAUUAAUUGUCGCACAAAAUGAGCGUUUCCGACGAUUCAAAGAUGAAGUUAAUUGAAACCAAAUAUCAAAUCCUUUACACCAUUUGUACGCAAAUUAAAGAUAAGGACUUUCAGAGGACGUUGUCGUUGACUGGACUGAAGCACCGAAAUGAAGACAUCUAUAAACUGGUGGACAAAUACAAGUGGACUGCUCUGAAGACUGAGUUCAAUGCGGAGGUCGUCCACAAAGAGCUCUACCAAACACUCAAAGAGAAAUGCGUUAACGCUUUGCAACUGAUGAGCGGUCAGGACGUGGACACCGAUCACAUGAGCGACACCGACAUACAGGCGCUGUUGGCCUCCAAGUUGGAUGUGUUGAGCACUCGACUGACAGAGGCUGAAGAGGUGUCCAAAUGUGUGGACAAGAACUUCAAGAUCUAUCAAAACGGCAAAUUUGACUUAAUGCUACUUUACCAAACAAUGGUGGAAACGGAGAAUAUUCUGCGAAAGUACGGCAAUAAAGAGAUGAUUGAAAGACUAAAAGAUGACAGAAAGGCAUUAGAAUCGGAAGGAUAUCGGCUUAAGAGUGAUUUGAUCUUUCGCCUCUUAAACGACAGUCUUAUGCUUUCAGACCUGUUUCUAAACGACUUUCUCAUAUUCGCUCACUUUCUGCUAAACCUGACAGCCAACACCCGGCAGUUACUUGAGUUAUGCUCGGAGGCGGCGUUCAAAGGACCCACUCAUGAGAGGAACUUUAGUCUGGAGUUGGAGGGACUCAACGAAACAAAUUGUGUGUCUCAGGGAUACCUCACACUCAACUCAAACAUCUUUAAUGGAUAUCGAAAAGACGGUGGACUUAUCAGAGCUGAAAGGGAUCGGAAGUUGACAGUGGAGUGCCACCCAAAAGGCAUUCAUAGCAUUCUCCAUGAGGUUGAGUGUCCGUCAGCACAAACCCAAUCCCAGCGUAUAUUCCUUUCCCGAACUGUUAAAGAGAUCCCGACUCAGACUUACUAUACCAUCAAUGGGAAGAGUAAAGAAUCGGAUUAUAUAUUGAAAGCAUUUUCUGAACUCCAGUUUGCUCUCAAAGACCUAAAACGAUCGCUUGAAUUACAA
Oppiella nova is the source of this 1172-nucleotide messenger RNA. Lineage: Eukaryota; Metazoa; Arthropoda; Arachnida; Sarcoptiformes; Oppiidae. The record is from the annotation of a GenBank genome assembly.